CCUUAGCUCCCGCGCUAGAGAGAAACAUGUAUCGUUUCCGAUCACAGCUCUUCACGGGGAUUUCUGCUGCUGCCACUACUCGCUCAUACCCCCGUCGCUUUUCGCCUCUGUUGUUAGCCGAAGACUCGCCUCUCAGCCGCCCGACGCACAGACGCACGAGUAGAAAGUGCAGCUCCAUCGGCUGAUCUUCACUGAGCUCCAGUUUAGACGGCACCGGGCGUCCCACGAUGCCGAAGAAUAAGAAGCGGAACGCUCCCCACCGCGGCGGCAGUAGUAGUGGCGGCGGCUCUGGGGCAGCCACGGCGACGGCGGCGACAGCAGGUGACCAGCAUCGACAUAUCCAGCCCUUUAGUGAUGAGGAUGCAUCCAUCGAGACAAUGAGCCAUUGCAGUGGUUACAGCGAUCCCUCCAGCUUUGCUGAGGAUGGACCAGAGGUCCUUGACGAAGAAGGAACUCAAGAAGACUUAGAGUACAAAUUGAAGGGAUUAAUUGACCUAACCUUGGAUAAGAGUGCGAAGACAAGGCAGGCAGCUCUUGAAGGCAUUAAAAAUGCACUGGCUUCAAAAAUGCUCUAUGAAUUCAUUCUGGAAAGAAGAAUGACCUUAACUGAUAGUGUUGAACGCUGCCUGAAGAAAGGAAAGAGCGACGAGCAGCGUGCAGCCGCGGUGCUGGCCUCCGUGCUUUGUGUUCAGCUGGGCCCUGGCAUCGAAAGUGAAGAGAUUUUAAAGACUCUUGGGCCCAUCCUAAAGAAAAUAAUGUGUGACGGAACAGCUAGUGUCCAGGCAAGGCAGACUUGUGCAACUUGCUUUGGUGUUUGCUCUUUUAUUGCCACAGAUGACAUUACCGAACUGUAUUCAACCCUGGACUGUUUGGAAAACAUCUUCACCAAGUCCUAUCUCAAAGACAAAGACUCCAAUGGCAUUUGCAGCACGCCCUCCACAGUGCUCCACAUCAGCUCGCUUCUCUCGUGGACGUUGUUACUGACCAUCUGCCCCAUCAGCGAAGUGAAGAAAAGGCUGGAGAUGCAUUUCCAUAAACUUCCAAGCCUGCUUUCUUGUGAUGAUGUAAACAUGAGAAUAGCUGCUGGUGAAUCUUUGGCGCUUCUGUUUGAAUUGGCCAGAGAGAUGGAGACUGACUUCUUUUAUGAAGACAUAGAAUCUUUGACCCAGAUGCUGAGGGCUUUGGCUACAGAUGGAAAUAAACACCGGGCCAAAGUGGACAAGAGAAAGCAGCGCUCCGUGUUCAGAGACGUCCUGCGGGCGGUCGAGGAACGGGAUUUUCCAACAGAAACUGUUAAAUUUGGUCCUGAACGCAUGUAUAUCGAUACCUGGGUCAAGAAACACACUUAUGACACCUUUAAAGAGAUCCUUGGGUCAGGGAUGCAGUACCAUUUGCAGUCAAAUGAAUUCCUGCGCAACGUGUUUGAACUUGGACCCCCGGUGAUGCUUGAUGCUGCAAUGCUUAAAACAAUGAAGAUUUCUCGUUUUGAAAGACAUUUAUAUAACUCUGCAGCUUUUAAAGCACGGACGAAAGCUCGAAGCAAGUGUCGGGAUAAGAGAGCAGAUGUUGGAGAAGUCUUCUAGAUUUUUAGCACUUGAUGACUUUUUUCUAAUUUCUUUUCCUAUUUUUAAUGUACAUAAGCCUUAGAGACAGUUUUUAUCUUGGGUCAAGUUAUCUCAUUUUGUAGAGGGGGGAUUAUAUAUUCCUUCUAACUUAAUGUACAGUAUUAUAAAUGAUGAGUUCUGAUUUAUUCAAUAUUCUCUAAAUGUAAUCCAUAAACGUGAAUAAAGAAUAAUGUUUGGUCAUGCUCUGUUUCAGAAAUGAGCAAAAAGAUGGCAUUUCACUUGAUUUCAUGUUGAGAAGGGUUUGAUUUCUUAUACUGUGCUUGUCAAAAUAUUGGCGAAUUUAAUGAUAUACAUAUAAGAUUGUUAAUAUCUUAAGAGUUUUGGAUGCAGGCUUCAGAAGCUAGCUCCUUGGGGAGAGCUGCUGUAUUUUAAAUGGACUGCAGCAGUUUCAUUUUUAUCACUGGGAUAAACAAGGAUUAUACACUAAAAUUUGUAAGAGCUAAAGACCAUUGAUUGAUGUUUCAGCUACUGGAGUUUGUGGUGAGUUAGCCCGGGCUGGAAAGGUGGCUGACCCAGACUGUUGUGGUGACACUCAUUUUAUCUGCUGUGUGAGAGGUUGUUCUUAUCACUUGGAAAUAAAGAUCUUUUCACACUGAAAGUGCUUGUUUUCUUAUAGAAGAAACAAUCUUAUAACUUAGAAGGAUAGAGUUCAAAACACUCAAGCCAGGUAGGGCUUUUGUCUGUUUAAAAACUUCAAAAUUAAAUAAAUAAUGUAAUGUAAAAUUGG
Octodon degus (degu) is the source of this 2352-nucleotide messenger RNA. It is a transcript of the gene Ifrd1, whose product is annotated as interferon related developmental regulator 1. The coding region runs from base 228 to 1583 and encodes 451 amino acids. Gene Ontology annotation, cellular component: nucleus. NCBI's taxonomy places the organism in Eukaryota, Metazoa, Chordata, Mammalia, Rodentia, Octodontidae. The transcript is spliced from 12 exons. The record is from RefSeq and is a predicted model, not a curated record.